Molecule: messenger RNA, 610 nt
Organism: Amoebophrya sp. A25
Lineage: Eukaryota; Dinophyceae; Syndiniales; Amoebophryaceae
Source: the annotation of a GenBank genome assembly
AGCGAAGCAGUGCUUCGCACAGCGACUGCUAGAGAUUUGAAGAUGGACCUCCACAUUCACUGGAUGCCGAGAGGCGUGGGAGCGUCUGCUUUUGACGAGGUGAUGGUCUGGCCAGCGACCACAGAGCCGUUGUUGUUAAGGGAUGAACUUAUCGUAGCAGCUUUAGCUUAUAUUUAUAAAUAUUUAUAUUUUUUCCCAGGAGUUCUUUCGUCAACGGUGAGAGCAAAAUGACAGGGCACAACUAAGUAGUUGCAUAGACAUCAUGCGUUGCUAAUCAAGUAGAUGCCAACUCGUUGUCACCGCCGCCAGUAACUUCUUAGAUUCGUCCCCUCUAACCCCAGCUCCCGGCGAAGACGUCGACCUUCUGACAAUGUCGCCCCACGUUAUACAUUGCGACUUGCUGAAUGACUACCUGACGGCGGACAGUAUCACGGUGGCGAAGUUACUCUACGUCCCGAUCAACCCAGUUUAUCCACCACCAAUACGUUCUAGACCUCGACCCCUGGCCUUACAGAUGUUGACUGAUCUCAGCUUGCGAGAGAAGAUAUUGCAUGGGAAGGCUGUCGCUGGAGAUGGAGACAAAGGCCAACGGGAUGAUCGAGAAAGUGAG